UUUUGACAUUUUAGUGACAGAUGUUUGACAACUGUGUUGUAGUGUUUGCGUAAUAAUAUUGUGUUUUGGGUUUUAUUUUUACCAAAAACCGAUUAGCAUCAAGUAAAAUAUGUCUGAAAGAAAAGUUCUAAACAAAUACUAUCCUCCGGAUUUUGAUCCGUCUAAAAUUCCUCGCAUGAAAUUGCCCAAAAAUAGGCAAUAUACAGUGCGUUUGAUGGCUCCUUUUAAUAUGAAAUGUAAAACGUGUGGGGAGUACAUUUAUAAGGGGAAAAAGUUCAAUGCUCGAAAAGAGGAUGUAGAGAAUGAGGAUUAUCUGGGUAUACGUAUAUAUAGAUUUUACAUAAAGUGUACACGAUGCCUCCAAGAAAUCUCCUUCAAAACGGACCCAAGAAACACGGAUUACGAGAUAGAAGCGGGGGCAACACGAAACUUCAUGGCCCUCAAGCUCGCAGAAGAGCAAGCAAUACGAGAAGAAGAAGAAGCACGGGAGGAAGAAGCCAGCAAUCCGAUGAAACUACUAGAAAACCGAACCAAGCAGUCGAAAAACGAAAUAGAAUUAUUGGAAUCGUUGGAAGAACUUAAAGAUUUAAACAGACGGCAGGAAGCCGUUGACUAUGAUUCUAUGUUGUUGGCAUAUGAUCCCACGAUAUCUGAAAGAGAAAGGGAGGAGAAAAUGCAACAAAUGGACGAUGAAUACAUCAAGACUAUCAAAUUUCACAGUGCGGAUAAACGGAAGUUGGUUGUUGAAGAAGAGAUCAUCGAGGAGGAUGCACCCGCUGCCAAAAUACCAAAAGCGGAAGUUGUGAAGGAUGUUAAAAGUCGAAGUGUUCCCGUGGUGAAAAAGAGCAUCGGUGGUCCGACGUCGUCCCGGAAGAUGUUAGCCGGACUGGUGAAAGUGAAGAAGGACGAGCCAAAAAAGGAAAAAGAGGCGGUAAAGCCCGAAAGUAGUAGUUUAAGACUAUUAGGUGCUUAUAGUGAUAGCGAAACUAGUGAUUAAGUAGGACAAUAAAACUUCUUAAGUAACAAA
Messenger RNA from Zophobas morio, 1027 nucleotides. Its product is annotated as splicing factor YJU2. The coding region runs from base 110 to 997 and encodes 295 amino acids. Gene Ontology annotation, biological process: mRNA splicing, via spliceosome. NCBI's taxonomy places the organism in Eukaryota, Metazoa, Arthropoda, Insecta, Coleoptera, Tenebrionidae. Gene Ontology annotation, cellular component: U2-type catalytic step 1 spliceosome. The transcript has 4 exons. The record is from RefSeq and is a predicted model, not a curated record.